AUGAAGUCCCUCGCAGACCGCGUAUACACCGUGACUGGCGCAGCAUCAGGAAUCGGCCAGGCAGUUGCCCUACGCCUGGUGGAACUUGGUGCUGCAGGCCUGGCACUAAGUGAUGUGAAUAUGCAGAACCUAGAAAAGACAAAAUCACUGUGUGACGCCGUCGGCCAGGCAAAGGUCGUCCUCACCCGGGUCGAUGUUAGCGACAGCGUUCAGGUUGAGACUUGGAUUGCCGACACGAUUCGCGACUUUGGCCGCCUGGAUGGGUGCGCCAAUGUCGCAGGCAUUGCAGGAGGCGACGGGGAGACGACAUCCGCGACAAUUAAACAAGAGGACUGGGACAAGAUGUUGGCCGUCAACCUCAACGGCGUCAUGUACUGCAUGCGUUCGCAGCUACCUCACUUGCCGCGGCCAGGCGGUGCCAUUGUCAACGUGUCCAGUACUUCGGGCUUGAGGGGUCUACCGCACAAUGCAGCCUACGCAACGAGCAAGUUUGGCGUAAUUGGCCUUACCAAGUCAGCUGCGGGUGAGUUCGGCCGCGAGGGCAUCCGCAUCAACACUCUAUUACCGGGUCCCAUCGACACGCCUAUAUUCCGCGAUGGUGAGGCCAAAGGUCUAUUCAGCUCGGAAAUUACCAGUAACGCGACAUGUUUGGGACGGAUGGGGCAAGCUUAUGAGGUUGCCAAUGUCUUGUGCUUCAUGAUGACCGAUGACGCGUCGUACGUCACCGGAGCCCAUUGGACUGUUGAUGGGGGCUACAGCGCAUGCUGA
Messenger RNA from Ilyonectria robusta, 768 nucleotides. RefSeq names its product putative short chain dehydrogenase/ reductase. The record is from RefSeq and is a predicted model, not a curated record. Gene Ontology annotation, molecular function: oxidoreductase activity. NCBI's taxonomy places the organism in Eukaryota, Fungi, Ascomycota, Sordariomycetes, Hypocreales, Nectriaceae. The transcript is spliced from 5 exons. Bases 1 to 768 code for a protein of 255 amino acids.